Molecule: messenger RNA, 3976 nt
Organism: Aplosporella prunicola CBS 121167
Lineage: Eukaryota; Fungi; Ascomycota; Dothideomycetes; Botryosphaeriales; Aplosporellaceae
Exons: 1
Coding region: 289-3633 (1114 amino acids)
Source: RefSeq, a predicted model, not a curated record
CCAAGUUAAGCGUUUCUGUCACGAUGGCAGCCAGCACGUUAUCUCUGCUCUACCUACCAUGUUGACAGGCUCACCUGGUACGCACCUUCUUCUUUCCUUGUCUGCUUCGGCAUCCCUUCCGUACGUUGAGGGUUUCCUUUCCGUGUAGUCUUCUCUGCCCAUGUGUGUGCUACGAGCACCCUUCUUCCAUCGGACGUGUCGGUUUGAAUCAGUUUGGAUCGGCUUGGAUAUCAUCGAAAUUUCAUUGAGCCCAGUCCCAGUCCGUCGCUCUUUGAUUGCUCAUAGCACAUGCUGUCCCGCGCUUCGAGCGACGCCGGUACGCGGUUACGCCAUGCCAAAUCAACAUCAUCAGUUCAGUCGCGAGUACGAAGUGGCAAAGUCGAGCCUCUCGACCCCUUCGUUGCGCGAGAACAUGCUAUGGCGGCGGCUGUAUCGGCCUACGAGAGGGCACAUGCAAUAGAGCGGGCUGCAUCACAGCGACGGCUGGAGCUACAGCGGCAAAGGACUAACGCCAGCAAAAAGUCCCAGGGCUCUCAUUUUCCACCUAGGGAAUCGAGUGCUCGACAUAGCGGCGAAAACAAUUGCUACAAAAGGCGAGCGUCACCUACGUCUCAGAAAGUCGGCCAUGAAAGAUAUCCAAAGAGACCCGUUGACAUUCCUACACCUCGAACGUCGGUAAAUGAGAGUGGACGACCAUUGAUGCCUUCAGCUCCAGCACCUUCCACACAACUUACACCGGCUCGGAAAGAAGUCCGCAAGUCCCGUUCCCUCUAUAGCUCUUGGAGUUUAGGUUUUGGCCAACAUACGUCUCUAGAAAUAGAUCGGCAGGCCAGUCAAUCAAUUAAGGAGCGCCCUGUACCGGGAACAUUGACUCUCAGUAGUCCGCUCGGAAGUGCUCGUACGCAAUCCAGCAAAGGGAACCCUGCAGAAAUAGCUGCCGCUCGGGACAAGUUUCUUCAAGAAUUCCAACAGAGGAGCAAGCUGCGCGGUCGGCCCUCCUUUAUCAUGCAAUCCUUCAAAAAAAGACAAGACAAGAACCAAGUUUCGGCCGCAGCCGCUUUUGAGGAUACGCCCCCCUCAGUGCCGGUGGCUAAAACAAAUGUCUCGGCACCAAGAGUCCUCUCGAAGCCAGAAGAAAGGUCCAGAUCUAUCUCAAACUCCUUCAAAAAGAGGAUCAAACGCGUCUUCCGGAAAGACUCGGACCCAAAAUCUACCAACACUCUUCCCGUACAACAAGUCGAUGCCACUCGUCUCUAUUUUGGAAAUCCCAACUCAAUGACCGCUACAAAUGUUCCCGUUAGCCAACGGAUCCCCACCCCAGCUUCUAAUAGCCUGAACCUUGUCCAUUCUAGACGUUCAUCCCAUCGGAGCCAGCCAUCUGGUGCAUCGCAGGGAAAUUCCCGAGCUUCUAGUGGUGAUCAUAGCGAAGGAGACCUUAGCAAAUCCCGUGUCACAAGCUGGACAAACUCCUCGACGACCGGUAGUACAGUGACUCGCGAUGCAAAGAGACUGACAAUCAUACCAGAAGAUAGCGGAACACAAAGUGGAUCCAAGCGCGAAUCUGAAGGGCCUUCUUCAUCCCUCAGACGGAAGGCCUCUUCAAUCUUGCACCAUGCCCCUUUCAAAAAGCCUUUGCAUCCAUCGCCGAGUGACGCCGCGAAAGGCGUGGACAGUUUUGAUGUGUUUUCAGCACUGAAAUCGCGACUCGAAAAGGCAGGUCUAGACAGUGACUUGGAAGUCAGAUUGUUGGAUCCAGAGGCGGUACCGCAAGAACGGACGGGACGUGAUACGUUGCCUUCACAAAGGGUGGGCUCAGUCACUUCGAAGCUUCGUCGUGGAACUAGGGCGACAAUACGUCCAGUUACUCCUGAACCUGACAGGCUACCUCGAACCGCGAAGGGUCGAUCUACUCCCCAUACACAUGGCGGGUUUUCUGAACAUCUGGAACAUAGUCAUGGACGUGCCAUCAAAAGGGAAGGCUCACCAGAAAGCGAAGAGCUCUGUCUACACCUUCCUCGCAUCCGACUCCAAAGGUCGCCAAAAUCACCAGUGCCUACCACUAGGCAAAUGGCAACCCGGAAGGGAAAAGAGGACACUCGGUGGCGGAUGCCGCUGGAGCAGGGCACUUCUGAGAUAUCUUCAACGAACCUCCGAGGGACCAUGGUAGGUGUAAACCCUUAUGAACUUACGCCGCUGGAUAAGCUGAGUGCUCCGCUCAAGGCUGUUGUGACGCCGGAGCGCACGUCUAGCCGCCGCAAUUUUGAACAACAGAGCAACAUGUUCAUAUCAACCCGAACUACUUUAACAGAUGUACCUCUUUCGCCCAGCAUCUAUUCAAGAAACUCUAAUGGAGAGUCACCAGUUCGUAAAGAGAGUCAUGGAUCUAAUACUGGGUCUGAAGGAAGACUGGCUGGUACGGCGGUCAUCAUCUCCAGCCGCCCGGUGAAAAGCUAUGUUCUGGGUUCUCCUCCAAAGCCCAAGACAGGCGCUACCUCCACACAUUCGAGCAAGGAUUGGAAGGCAUGGUUAUCCAAGGAAGUCUCUGAACUUUCGCUGGUGCAACAGGCGAACUUUACCAUCAGCGAUGAGUUUCCGGUCAAGCCUCGAGGGCAUUAUCGUGAGCAUGCGCAAAUUGUGGAUGGUGAAGACGUCGAAAUCGGAGGCGAUGGUUCAGGUAAAGUUUCUGUAUCCCACACCAAACCUGGUAAGGCGAAUAUGGAUGGAUCAAAACAGACAGAGCGUCCUUCAAGCCGGAUGGAAGAACGCCCCUCGAGUCGCAUGAACGAGCGCUACCCUAUGGUCCAGACGGGAAGAAACACGAGCGAACAUAGCCAUGGGUCAGCUCGCAGUCUUAAAUCGGCUCGCAGUACCGAAGGGACUAAGUCGCUGGCGGCGAGUUCUCUAGCUACAGCACCCAGGAGUGCCUCUAGGAGAGACCCGAGCCCUAGAGAAGGAAAUGUGCACUCAGCUCGCAGUCUAUUACCGGGCCGUCCACUUAAUCGCCCGCAGUCGCUUCAAACCAUGAAUUUAAGGAACACAAACUCUUCCAUUCGCAGCAAUUCAAGUUUCGCGCAGUAUAUCACCACUGCCGAAGAGACGGGCUUUCAAGGCGCGGGUCCAGGUCCAACACUUACCACUCCAGCAACUACAACACCACCUGUAAGCCACCCCAUCCGCUACCGCAUUGGCACAAUCAACACAGGGACGUACCGUCCACGAUCUGCUUUUGAUCUUCGCAACCAGUACACUCCACGCACUAGCACUCUGCAGAAAGCACCUGGAAACGGAAGUGAUAGGGCAUUCAGCAUUACGCGCAAACCAGUCACCGGCCCCGCGCUCGAGGGCGAAACGCUGCAGAUGAUCUUACAAGGGCCAUAUUCCCCGCCAAAGCUGUCGCCGUCUCUCGAGCGACUGAGCCAGGUCCCGCCGCUUGGCAGAAAGGAAAACACACCGACGCCGACGUCUACGAGACUAUGGCUCGCUGAGGAGAAAGAGGGAGAAAGCCCGGCACGCAGUCUCGACACGCCGACUGGCGGACAGCUGCUCGCCGAGCGGUGGCUGAGUGCAAGGCAGCGCGGCGAGAUGCUGGCGAAGACAGAGAGGGGAGCAAGCGAGGACCCAGCAUUUCUAUGAAGUGGGCAGUGUCGGGUUGAAAAGAGCGCGGGCAUUGGGAUUGUAAUAGGGCUGUUCUUGGGUUGUUCCCUGUGGUUUUCUUGCCCGCACGAGGUAUGUCUACGUCUGCGCAUCUUUCUCAAGCAUUCACAAAGGCGCAUUGAGAGCCUUCGAUUCUCUUUUUGGCACUUUGCAGCAUAGCAGAACGGUUGGGCUUGGAAUUUGGGUAUGCUUUGUUAGCUUGGUAUUUGCUUUGCUACCCGGUUGCUCGGUGGCAGUCACUCAAAAGCAGUAAGUGGGUUACGGGACAGACGAUAGGAACAGGUAAUUAGCGCAAGCAGUAUAGUGUAGCGUAUGAACAGCA